Galendromus occidentalis (western predatory mite) is the source of this 1413-nucleotide messenger RNA. RefSeq names its product mitochondrial ribosomal protein S5 (gene mRpS5). The coding region runs from base 77 to 1339 and encodes 420 amino acids. The transcript has 5 exons. The record is from RefSeq and is a predicted model, not a curated record. Gene Ontology annotation, molecular function: structural constituent of ribosome; RNA binding. Lineage: Eukaryota; Metazoa; Arthropoda; Arachnida; Mesostigmata; Phytoseiidae. Gene Ontology annotation, biological process: translation. Gene Ontology annotation, cellular component: ribosome.
CGAAACCCAAAACAAGUCCGCCGACGCUGCAUGGUGGAGAAAAUAAGAUCGGAGGGGAAUUCGUAGAGCGGAGACAAUGUUCCGGAUAGCGUCGCUCACGGGACAGUUCUGUCGAAUGUCCCUUGCGCCGCCAAUUCAAGUGCAUCUCCAGAACAGGUCGACCAGUUUUUUCUCGAAAGUCACCGCUGAGCAUCUAUGGAAAGGAGUCACUUCUGUCAGUAAUGCAGGACGCAAGAGAGGUCGCGCGUCGGGGAGCAGUAGGAAGAUGGCGAGGGAUCUGAAUCGAGGCCAAGUUCUCGGCGUUGGUAAAAUCAACAUGGUGUGGCCGGGUUUGUCUGCACCUGCGAUCAGAGGCCAAGAAAUCAUUCGGCAACAAAAAUUAGAGCCCGAUCCCGAACGCGAAAAGCGUCUUACAGCCCUACGGAAUAAACACGUUGGUGUACGCAGGACUAAAAUAGCACCGCUCGAUCGGGGCUGGUCCGGUGGCAAAGCCGGAGGACGUUACAUCGGACCGCCAGAUCCAGUCGGGGACGAGAACUUUGAAGGUUUCAAGUCGUGCGUGGUGAAAAUGGGCAUGGUGUUUGUCAUGAGAGGCAAUACCGGCCGGACGCGACAGCACAAAUCCAUCGUCAUUGUCGGGAACGGGAACGGCCUCAUAGGUUUCGCUCAAGGAAAAGCGGGGGACGCUCGAUCUGCCCUGCGGAAAGCGAAGAACGGAGCAGCGAAAAAUCUUGUGUACAUCGAGCGCUUCGAAAACCAUACCGUACUCCACGAUUUUUACACCGAAUACGGUAGCUGCAAGUUGAUUGUCAAAAAGAAGCAGCGUGGAUACGGUCUGGUCUGUCAACGAGUCGUCCGUGAGCUCUGCAAAGUUAUCGGAAUCAAAGAUAUAUUCGUGAAGGCGGAUGCACGACGGAUGAAUACGCUUUCGGUCAUCCGGGCUUUCCUGCUCGGUUUGCAUAACCAACGGUCUCUCCAGAGUGUGGCGGACGAGAAACGUCUGCAUGUUGUUGAGUUCCGAGAGGAGUAUGGAUAUUUCCCGAAGGUGGUUGCGUCCCCGAAAGACGAGCCAGUCCGGACCGCGGAAGAGAUAAAUCCCAACGAGGAACUCGACUUCAAUAUGAUCAUCAACGGAGGGAGACUCGUUAUGAUGCCCAAAAAGAAGACACCAUUCUACUGGAAUUUGCCAGGUUACCAAAUUUAUCUCAAAAAGACCGACCCCCUGAAAAAUCAUCGCACCACCCAUUUGAGGAUUCUGAAGCGGUACGGAGCCUUGAAGAGUUUCCUGACGAUCCGGGAAGAGGAGGAACAGAAACAGGCGUCUCUCAAAUCGAGUUGAAAGGAGGCAUAGGUGACCUUCGCUAGAAUUUGUUCGAAUCUUGUACCUUGAAUAAAGGAACUUCGUCGAAAGGA